This is a messenger RNA of Endocarpon pusillum Z07020, 789 nucleotides long. RefSeq lists its product as uncharacterized. The transcript is spliced from 2 exons. Lineage: Eukaryota; Fungi; Ascomycota; Eurotiomycetes; Verrucariales; Verrucariaceae. The record is from RefSeq and is a predicted model, not a curated record. Bases 1 to 789 code for a protein of 262 amino acids. Gene Ontology annotation, molecular function: hydroxyacylglutathione hydrolase activity.
AUGCAUAUCCAAUCACUACCGAUGUGGGUUGGCAGCUCGAACAACUACGCCUACCUCGUCACCGACGAAGCGACCAAAGACUCCGUGAUCAUCGACCCAGCCAACCCUCCCGAAGUCGCCCCAACCGUCACAGAGCACCUCUCCUCCAACUCGAUCAACCUAACCGCCAUCAUAAACACCCACCACCACUGGGACCACGCCGGCGGCAACGCCGGGAUGCUCAAGCAACUUCCCUCCUCCUCAACCCCCGUCAUCGGCGGCAAAGACUGCGACUGCGUGACCCAAACGCCAUCCCACAACUCGCGCUUCCCCCUCGGCCAAAACAUCUCCGUCACCGCGCUCCACACACCCUGCCACACCCAGGACAGCAUCUGCUACUACAUGGAAGACAGCUCCAAAUCGCCGCCCGAACGCGCCGUCUUUACCGGGGACACGCUCUUCAUCGGCGGCUGCGGCAAAUUCUUCGAAGGCACCCCCGGCGAGAUGCACACCGCGCUCAACGAGACCCUCGCCGCGCUCCCCGACGACACGCGCGUCUUCCCCGGACACGAGUACACCCGGUCGAACGUCAAGUUCCUCUUGCAGGUGGAUCCGGACAACGAGGCGGUGAAGAAGCUGCGCGAUUUUGCCGACGCCAAUCAGGAGACCCAGGGCUGCUUCACCAUCGCCGAUGAGAAGCGCCAUAAUGUUUUCAUGCGCGUCCGCGAGGAGGCGAUGAGGAAGGUGACCGGGUGUGAGGAGCCGAGUGAGGUGUUGGCCAGGUUGAGGGAGAUGAAGAAUCGGAUGUGA